AUGUGCAUAGCUUCCCUACACGGCUUGGUUCGUAUACUGGAGUUUGACAACCCGUUUUACAUUCGAUGCGGUUUCAGAGCGCCGAUCAGCAGUGGACAGAAUGACGAACAGAAUGAGAAGGUCAACGCGAAUGUCGCGCCGUUUGGUAAGGAGUAA
This is a messenger RNA of Perkinsus marinus ATCC 50983, 156 nucleotides long. RefSeq lists its product as hypothetical. Lineage: Eukaryota; Perkinsozoa; Perkinsida; Perkinsidae. The transcript has 2 exons. Bases 1 to 156 code for a protein of 51 amino acids. The record is from RefSeq and is a predicted model, not a curated record.